Fusarium redolens is the source of this 1144-nucleotide messenger RNA. RefSeq lists its product as uncharacterized. The transcript has 2 exons. Bases 176 to 1006 code for a protein of 276 amino acids. The record is from RefSeq and is a predicted model, not a curated record. Lineage: Eukaryota; Fungi; Ascomycota; Sordariomycetes; Hypocreales; Nectriaceae.
AUUUUCGUUCCUUACUCAACAGUUAUCUGACAAUGAUCUUGGCCUCAAGAAUGUAAAUGGUGUCGUCUCUCUACUCUGUUUUAGUUGAAUCCCUAUCAGCGUAGCCUUAAACAAUCAAAACUCGUGGAUUUAUUUUUGCCGUCAUUGCAUAACGCUAUUUAACAAUAUUUCACAAAUGGGCUGUACAUUGUCUUUGGUCUCCUCCAGGAAGGUUGGGGAAAAGCCUUCGGUCAACCAUGGGCCUAUGACCCAUUCACAACAUGACGUAUUCAGGGAUACCAACAACGGCAUCGACAGCAAUGGUGAUGCCAAUGUUAAUUUCAUUGCCACUUCGGAACACGGUAAUAACGCAGGCGCCAAGUCUGAGUUGACCACAGGCCUCGGCGAGAGACUUCUUCAAGUCAUGAUAAAUUUUGGUGUGAAUCAUGGGCGUUAUGUACCAUGUAAUAAGUUUGAUCUUUUGAUCACUGAGGGCACGGUUAAAUCAGAAUUAAUCCGAGCAGGCAUGCAAAGCGAGAUCACGACACACCUUAUACGAUAUAUCUUGGACCAUGCGAAAAAGAUAUUUGCUGUGUUGGUGAUGAUUGAUGAACCUCAGUGGAUUAAAGAACUUGUUAUUGAAGGAAUGCAAGAUACGGACCUUCCUAUCGGUACUGAAGCUAUUAUCAGAGAUGAACAGGUACAUCACAUUGUGUGUUCAUUUUACCCUGACUCCGAAACCCUGGAUAAGCGUCACAGCUGGGCAACUUUACAGGGCAAGAGGCUCCUUGCAGUUGAUAGGUUUUGCUCUUAUCAGUGGCGCUUCCUAGCACCGGUGUUCACUAGUGGCAGUUACAAGUACUUCCUGCAUCCAGAUUGCCCUUUGCCCUUCAUCCACCUAGAGCCAAAGGCGGGUGUGACCAAGUUCAGCCAUCACAGCAAAGUAUUCAAAGUCUAUAUCCACAAGGCACAUGUGCAGUGGGUAAGUCAAGAGAUAUUCUGCAAUUUCCCUGAUGAGAACAGCUAAAAUAAAUAUGAUAAGGGCAACCACGACGGAGGAUAUUUCGCCGUAAAAGAAUUGCAUUUGGACGAUUCGAACGACUAUAGUGCUGAGGCUAGCACUCUAGAAAAGCUUAGCAGACUUGAACAUCAGCACUUGAUCAGG